Polyodon spathula (Mississippi paddlefish) is the source of this 6182-nucleotide messenger RNA. RefSeq names its product NBR1 autophagy cargo receptor b (gene nbr1b). NCBI's taxonomy places the organism in Eukaryota, Metazoa, Chordata, Actinopteri, Acipenseriformes, Polyodontidae. The transcript has 21 exons. The record is from RefSeq and is a predicted model, not a curated record. The coding region runs from base 166 to 3189 and encodes 1007 amino acids. Gene Ontology annotation, cellular component: phagophore assembly site. Gene Ontology annotation, biological process: macroautophagy. Gene Ontology annotation, molecular function: ubiquitin binding.
UGUCACGUGGGGCGUGUAGAUGUAAACAGAAAGGAAAAGAAGGUUUAGACUUGGUUUAAGGGGACAACAGAAAAGGCUUUUUAACUGCACCAGGCUUACAAAUAGACACGUUUUACAAAAUAAUAAAACCGGGAACACGAUUUAAAUGAGUUUUUAUUUUAACAAAUGACGACAGCCAUGGAUUUCCCGAUCAAUCUGAAGGUGAAUUUCAAAGAAAAGGCAGAGAGUUUCCUCGUUUCGGAUUCGGAGAGAACAACCUGGGACUACGUGGAAGCCAUGGUGAAAUUUUAUUUUGGUUUGAACAAUAUGCAGGUGAAAUAUUUGGAUGAGGAAAAUGAGGAGGUUUCAAUUAACAGUCAAGAGGAAUAUGAAGAAGCAAUAAAGAGUGCAGUUAAACAAGGGAAUCAACUCCAUCUGAAUGCAUAUGAGGUAAAGGGACCUGUGGCAAGACAAGUGUGUGAGAGUGGGACAGUGAAAAGAGACUUUGAAGUGUUCAAGACUGGGAAGAAGCCAAUCCAGCACCACUCGUUGCUGGCAGAGGUUGAUGGCCAACAAGUGACGCCUACCCAAGACAAGGAAAUGACGAUGAAAAAUGAUGUCCAGUUGAACAAAGACGAUCAACAGAAGCCUCCACUGUGGUUUACUACUUAUAUGGAAACAUUCAAACACCAGGUAGUAAAGGAAGCUGUAGAGAAGAUCUGUCAUGAAUUGUCAGAGAGGUUCAGCAUUCAGCCUCUGCCACAGGGUUCCGGUAAUGAAUCUGCAGGGGUGGGAAUCCAAGUUCCGGAAAGCAGCUCCACAUUGGCCAACACCAACAACUGGCUCAGUUGUGUUAGUCUAGUCUGUAGCAGCUGCCAGAACAGGAUUACAGGAAUUUGCUACCAAUGCAGUGUGUGCCCGUUCUACACUUUAUGUGAAUUGUGUGAGUCGUAUAACUGUGAACAUGAUCCUGCCCAUUCCUUAAUAAAGUUGAGGACUCUGUUCCGGACACCAGGACCAAACCAUUUGUCUGGAAACAAACUAGCAGCUGCUGGAGACCAUGCAAGGUUGCAGAAACGGAUAGACAAGAGUUUUAAGAAAGCCGAAAAGCAAAGACUUAAAGCAGAAAAGAGACAGCUCAAGACUGAGGUGAAAGAGAUAAAGAAGCAACUGAAAAUGGAUCGAAGGGGUCUUCACUGGAAAGAGUCGAAUGAUGCCGUUUCAGAUACUACAGUACUCAAGCCGAGGGGAACCAAGUCAAGUACUAUAAUGAGUCCGAAGCUGGCCUGUAACUCCAUCGUUCCCACCAUGAAUGCUGUGUUUCUGGAUGAGAAUCUACCUGACGGGACUCUCCUUCAGCCCGGUACUAAAUUUAUCAAGCACUGGACAAUGAAGAACACUGGCAAUGUGAACUGGACGACUGAAACAAAGCUGAAAUUUAUGUGGGGUAAUCUGGCCCUGGCCUCCAGUGAAAAGAAGGAAGUAUCAGUGCCAUAUCUUCACCCCGGGCAGGUAGGGGUGGUGUCUGUGGAGUUUGUAGCCUCGCCCAUGGAAGGCACCUACACUUCGCAUUGGCGUCUAGCCCACAAGGGGGAGCAGUUUGGGCCUAGAGUGUGGUGCAGCAUUGUGGUGGAUCCCCUGCCAGUCCUGGAGUGUCCUGAGGGGGGUGCAAACACUCUCUUCAGCUCCGCCAAUGUGGCCAAAUCUCCUAACAACAAACAGGAGGAGACCAAAUUUUGUGUCAAUGUGGAGAAAGAAAUUGCUUCAGAAAAGGAGGAGAGGCACUGUUCUUCAGCAGUGGCUCCUAUGCAUGUAGUAACAAAGUUUGAGUCCUUGGACCAUGAGAGGGAGUAUUAUAUCCCUUCGGUGGAUCUGCUAACAGCUCAGGACCUGCUGUCUUUUGAACUGCUGGAUAUUAACAUUGUGCAGGAGUUGGAGCGAGUACCACAUAACACACCUGUCGACAUGACACCCUGCAUGUCCCCCGUGCACCAUGAAGGACCCCUUUUGGAGAAACCAGGACUGGGCGAGAUUGAGGAGGAGACUGAGGGAACUGGAUUCAAGACACUUCUUGAUGUUACACUGGGGAAGAAAAAUGCGGAGAGCCCACAUACCCUGGAGGAGGGUGAAGACGACAUCAGCGGGACCCAGUUUGUUUGUGAGACAGUAAUCCGCUCCCUUACAUUAGAAGAGGCUCCUGAUCACAAACCACCGAGGUGGAGCAGACCUGGAUCUCCAAAGAUCUCUUUGCAGGGACAGCAAGAAGUCUUUUUUUCGAGUGACAGAAACGGAGAUGAAACCAGUGGAAAAACAAGCCUGCCGUCUACAGAUCUGGAAAGAAAGAAACCUGACAAGCAGUCGCAGCCAGAGGACAGUGUGGAGUCAGACUUUGAGAGUUUCUCUGUGCACCAGGUCCUUGAUAGGGAUGAUGAGGGGCAGAAGCAGCAGGAUGAUGAAAAAGAUGAGGUCCAGAGUCAGGGCUCAUCCACAGAGGAUUACAUCAUCAUCCUGCCAGACUGCUUUGACACCAGCCGGCCCCUGGGGGAGUCAAUGUACAGCUCAGCUCUGUCUCAGCCUGAGAAGGACGCUGGCAUAGAGACUGACUCGGAGCCAGAGGAGCUGGAGCCCGAGGGAGAAGAGCUGGCAUCCAGGCACAGCGUCAAUGACAUGCUAUGCACCUCCCAAACACUGGACGCUGUGCCAUUGACACCAGAGGUGGUGUCCUCCCCAACACCACCUCAAACACAAAGAGAAGACAACCGUUCUCAGAAUCAAGUUCCAGAUGAGACAGAGCAUGCAGUAGGAGAAAUGCCUAGAAGUGAAGUUCAUCAACCAUGUGAGAAUAGUAUUGAAGUGUCCAGGUCUGUGCAGCAUCAGUCAGUGGAACCCUCUGCGGUUAUGAAUUUAAGACAAGAGUGUAAUCAAGAUAACAGGCACCAUGGAGGUAUAGCAGGGGAGCUGGUGAAAGGAGCACUGUCUGUAGCUGCCUCUGCCUACAAGGCACUCUUCACUGGCCAGCCAGUACAGCCACAGCAACCUAUAGACUCUGUGAAUCAGAACGCAAACAUGAUGGAUGUCUUGGUGGAGAUGGGGUUUGGCGACAGACAGCUAAACCAGCGACUGCUGAAGAAACACAACUUCAACAUGAUAGAUGUGGUGAAUGAACUGGUGCAGAUGAGCGACAAUGACUGGUAUUCGACCCGUUACUGAUUCCACGCGGCUUUGAAACCACAUUUUGGGGGGGGGGGGGGGGGGGGGGGAGAGAACGCAAUAGAGAACACUGUUCACUUCCAGUUUCAUUUGGGAUGAUUUUCUUGGUUGUGCAGACUUGUUGGGGACCCUGAAUCUGCAAGUGUUUUGAGCACUUGACAGGGAACAUCAUAAAUAGUUAGAACUUACAUAAAAAAAUACCUAAAGUACAUUUGUAGCACACAGCACUCGGUGGUGUGAAACCUCUGUAUAAACACUUGCAAAAAAAGGUGUCCCUAGUAAAUGCCUGCAGUGAGAAGAAGUGCUAUAUACAAUGAAGUAUCUAAUACAGAGUGCAGUAAAGGGUUGUAUUUUUGUAAUUGCUUUACCUUAUUUGUAGGCUGUUUAUUUCUGUAUUAAUCCACUACAAAGGAAAAAUAUUCCACCCUCAUGUUACUCUUGUUUUGCCCUAGUAAGCUCUUUUAUUUAUAUAUUUUUUUCCCUAUUUUAAGGCAGAACUGUAACCUUAGGCAUACAGCCACUGAACUUCGCUUUGAUGUGUUCGGAAUUUUCAGUUCCAGCAAAAUACGUAGAUGAGUGUUUUUCUUUUGUAUAUCACAAAUCUUAGAAUUCAGUAGUUUUUACCAUCCACCCUAUUACUAAAAGCCAAUCCUGAUUCUAAGGGUAGCUAAUAUUACAUGCAAAUCUUAUAUAUUGGAUGAACUGAUACUUUGUUUCAAAAGUAUGCUUGAAUAUUUAUAUAGUAAUUGAAACCUGCUACUUUGACUUUUGCUUACAGCUAGUUAUCAGAUUUAAAUAUAUAACGGACCGCCCAAGGGUGUGAUGAGGCCCGACGGCGCAGCCCCUGGGUGAUCCAGUAUUUCCCAAUACUGCCAUAACGAAAGGCACAUUUUUAAUAGUAGAAUUUUCAUCCCGAAAGGUUCCAGAGUGUUUGAAAAUCAGCUUGUGGUUUUUCUGCUUUCUGGUUGCAUGUGUUCCAUAGCAUUUGUAAAUUCCACAGUCAGUGACAUCAUCAACAGCUGUCCAUCAUACAGCUACAAAUACAGCGUCUUUUUUCCAUCCAGCUGAAAAAGGACUUGUAGUCAAAUGUCCUGAUAUAAUUGAUUUUUUAAAAUGUAAUUAUUCACAUUUUUGUGACCCUACAUUUACCUUUUCUUUCGUUUUUGAUUUUGCUCCUUUUGGUAUACCAGUUUUACUCAAAAAAAAAAAAAUAAAUAAAAAGAAGUAAAAAAUUAUUUUACAUUUAUGCUGGUGCAGGAAGUGAGAAUAAAUAUUUGUAUAGACAACAUACAUCUUAUUGAAAAGCAUUAGGCUACAUUUCAUACAGCAACACUGUUCAAUCCCAGUGAUUAAAUACAGUACUUUGCAGUCCCCAGUUAGCUUUCCUGUAAAUCUGUAUAAAUUUGCUUUCCAGGCGUUAACAGAGCUGGUUGUGUAAUGUAUAACCUCCUACUGCUGCAAGCAUAGCAAGGUCAUACCAACUGAACUCAAAAGUGGUGAUGGGGUUCCAACAGUAAAACAUAUCGAGAUCUGGUUUCUGGUAAAGUGUGCAAAAAGCUAAACCAUGGAAGAAUGUAAUAAACAGUAGACACCAAGGGAUUCUAUUAUAUUUUCGUGUACAAUUGAGGUUGAUCUUGGUACAUUUAAAAAAUAAAUAAAUAAAUACAUUUCUAGCUCGCUUAAAAACCCAGCUAAGUUUUGUAGAGACGUCUCUUUCUCUUGCUAUUGAAAUUCAACACAGGAAUAGUAAUGAAAAAGUGAGCAAAGAUUUAUUUUUAGAGGCUCAGUAUGUGGAAAUUAUGUGAAAUGUAUUUAUCUUUUGGAGGUGAGGUAAAUGUAGUCUUUUACAUUGUUUUUAAAGUAAGACCUGAAUGGUAUAAUCAUGUUCUUCUUUAAUCACAAAUUGCAAGACUACAACCAAACUAGGAUCAUACAGACCUUAUUACAGAAUAAGCUGGUCUGAUAACGAUCUUUUUAAAUUGUAUUUGUUUGGUCAGUAUCUGAACAGAAUAUUUCUCAAAAAUAAGAGUAUGUAACAUUAACUGUUUGUGGAGAUAGAUCAGGCCCAAACCUACUCAUUAAUUUGCAAAAUGUUUAUUUGCUUAUUAAACUGUAGUCAAUCACAAGUUCCUUUCAAGUAUGAAAUGUAACCCUUAACUAAUAGGUGUUUACCUCUGAAAGACCAGAUACCUGAAUAAAUAUAUCAAAGCUUAUUAGCAGCUUAAGGAAAUGCCAGUUAACAAAACAAACAAAAACUGCUGCUUUUUGUGACCCUGGGUUAGUCACGUCGCCUCCUUCUUCGCCAUCCUUCGGAUGACACUUAAAACCGAGGUCCUGUUGUAAGUGACUGAGCAGGAGUUCACCCCCUAGUCUCUUAAGUCGCUUUGGAUAAAAGCAUCUGCUAAAUGACUUAAUAAUAAUAAUAAUAAUAAUAAUAAUAAUUACUUGUUUGUUGCUAGAAGGUAGUGGCGCCAGCAUUUUCAUCAUAAAGGCACUUCAAGUAACUUACAUACUCAUGUUUUCCCAACUAUUUAAAAUAAACGUGAUUGAUACUUUCUCAUCAAGUCCAUCACAAAUCUGUACAAUGGUCAACAAUCAAGCUAUUAUUGGUUAACUUUGUAGCUGAGAAAACUGUCCAAAGCAUUAAUAAGUACUUGGAAUUAUUUAUUACUUUCUUAAUAAUAAAGACUGACAUAGAGGCUUUGUGAGUUGACUUGUAAUGCCAAGAGGUAAAUUCUACACAUGCAGACAGUUUUAGGAUGGCUUUACUUGAAAUGAGUACACACUAACUUACUCAUAGCACCAGAGAAUGCUUGGGAUGGAUCUGUUUGUUUCUUUCAUACAUCUUUGUUUGCAUGGUAUAAUCAGGAUACUGUAUAGGACAAAUUGCAUUAUGCUCUUUAUAUGUUAUCUAGUAUAAGCACUUUACAGAUCUAUAAACGUGAUGUAAAAAAUGUGUUGCCUGAAUGAUUUAAUAAAAUGUUAUUGCAGUA